AUGCCAUCUCCCCGACUACCCCUAGAGUUGCUUUAUGCCAUCAUCAGCCAUCUUGGUGCAGAGAAAGACUACGCCUCACUAUGUGCAUGUGCUUCAACAUGUAGAGCACUCGUUUCCCCCGCUCAGGCUCGUAUUUUCGGCUCCUUGACCUUAAGAAAGGAGUCCCGGACCAUCCCUUGGCUGGCCAAAUUGCAGUCUACACCUCAUAUUCAGACGUAUGUCAAGCAUCUGCUUUUGGCCCAGUAUCACAAGCCCUGGAUCCAGCACUCCGAGGUUCUGCAUCGCACGUUGGAACUUCUGUCCCCGUAUGUCAUCUCCCUCGAUAUCCGCCAUCAAGUAGAAAACACCCGCUUCGACUUUCCUGUGUUGUCGCAGUUAAGAUGCGUUGAGGAGAUUUCGCUGACAGAGCGGGAUCCAGAAGGUCUGGGAGAUAUUGUGAAUAGGGAUCACGCUCUCCCCACUUUCUUGAACUAUUUCCCAAAUCUCCGAGCAAUCACUUUCAACGACUGCUGGGUGCAGGUCGAAAGGGCCAGCAAAGGCGACAUUGCCGCACCAAUAUUCCGGUUGGAGAGGUUGUACAUCCACACAUGUUAUGAUGCUUCGGUGCUGGACUGGCUCGUCCCGGCUCUGUCAUCGCUGAAAACCCUUCACGUGCAGUACACGGAUCCAAACAGUAUCCCAAUUUUCAGUGACACUGCGCCCUCUCCCCCCCAGCUCGAAUCAUUGGAACAUGUAGAGGUGAGAGACUUGGAUCGUGCCUCCAAUGCAGAGCUGCGGUCGCUAAUGGCUGCAGUGGGUACGAACACCAUUAAUCUGCUCUCGAUCACCUUCAUGACCUCUGGAUCCUCAUCCGAGCAUUCCCCGGUAAAGGCGGUGGUGCAAUCCCUUCUCAUCCUCGGUGCACAUAGGCAUCUCCAGCACCUCGCCAUCGGGUUCUUUGAAGAGGACGACCCUGUAGACGGUAGCCCAUGGGAUGAGUUGCAAGACCUUCUACUUGGAGGCCGUUUCCCAGCGUUGCAAAGCGUCAAAUUUCUUUUUUCGUUGUAUUCGUCUGGAACUAAUCCUGUGGCACCUGAACAUUUCAUUCACGCCGUCCCUCGACUCGCCCUAAAGAAGAUGAUAUCUAUUUGUUACGCCUGA
Messenger RNA from Cyclocybe aegerita, 1140 nucleotides. The record is from the annotation of a GenBank genome assembly. NCBI's taxonomy places the organism in Eukaryota, Fungi, Basidiomycota, Agaricomycetes, Agaricales, Hemipholiotaceae.